Messenger RNA from Babesia ovata, 573 nucleotides. Its product is annotated as ATP-dependent protease ATP-binding subunit, putative. NCBI's taxonomy places the organism in Eukaryota, Apicomplexa, Aconoidasida, Piroplasmida, Babesiidae. Bases 1 to 573 code for a protein of 190 amino acids. The transcript is spliced from 2 exons. The record is from RefSeq and is a predicted model, not a curated record.
AUGCGGAAAUUUUCCUUUCUCAAGUUCAACUUUUUGAUCACCACCUUGACCACCUGUCUGAUCAUCCUGACCAAUGUGGUCAUCAACUUCCUUUUUAAUGUUUCCUUCGAGACUGCUUUUGAUGGUAGUAAACUGCUUGUUGAAAGUAUCCAUGAGGUUAUUUUUACCGCCAAGCUCAAUUGUACCACGGGCAUCGCUAAUCUGCUCAGCCGCCGCUGUAAUCGCCGCCUUGGCCGCAGCCUUGAUCUGUGCUUUAGCUACACCGUCGAACGCUUCAACGGCGGUGGGAAUAAGAUUAUUACCAUUUUUUCCUUCCACGAAAUUCCUCACUCCGCCGAUCGCAGUGUCCACGGCUUGGGCGGGGCUUUGGGGUUGGCCUUGGGAGACGGGAGGCGACCCGGAUUUCUCAGUCGCCUGGGUGAGCUUGUCGCUGAGAUCACUGGCAAUAGGCGUGAUAGUGUCCAGGAUGGAUGCGAUAUUUGUGUCUGGGGGCUCGAGCAGCACGGAAUUCAGCUCGUUGCCCACCUGUCUCACUGUUGCGGAGAGGGCACAGAGUAUGGCGGCGAGGACUGA